UAUCAUUCCUUUUUUUUUUUUUGACAUUCCAAUGGGUUGCUGUGUAUCCCGUCCUGAAAGUCAACCUGAACGUAUCUCCUCCGGGAUGACCGCUGAAUUGGUAUCGUCAUCAGUAUCUCCUCCUCAAUACAAUGAACAACCUGGUUAUGUCGUUGAGGUCGGAAAAUCGGUCGACCGCUUUGAAACAGAAGACUUGAACAAUGGACAAAAUGAAAAGAAACAGGGCAAGAAUGAUUUCGAUAAAGACAACGACGAGAACAUCAAUAAUAACAGUAGUAGUAGCAGUGGCAGCAAUAACAAAGGUGAUACGAACUGUAACCAAGGACCAAAUAGUGAGAACAAUAGUGAUAAAAGGUCAACAGAUACGGAAAAAGCACCAGUUAUGCAUUCUAAUGAUAAUAACACUUGUACAAUUGAUUCCUCUUCUUCAGCUGCUGUGUGGCCUAUUGUUAUACGACUAUCUUUGACUGGCAAAGACAUUUCUGUAGAUUUACCUCAACAAGCACCCUACUGGACCCUGCAACAACUACAACAAGCUUUGGAACCCAAAAUACAUCAACUUUUAUCCUCCUCUUCAUCUUCUUCUUCCGGUCCCAUCCGUAUACGAUUCAUUCAUCUUGGGAAAAUUUUACCUCACCACACAAAAUUGAUACCAUCAUCAUUGUCAUCAUCUACUUCUGCUGCCUCACAUUAUACCGCAACGACGAACUGUCUCACGUUGGAAAAGUACGGUGUUAUUCAAGCUAUGGUAACCAAGACACAGUGAUUUUUCAAUAAAUCCUUUGACUCCCCUCCCAAAUACACUCAUACUCAAAUAUAUAUCUAUUUAUGCAUAUUUUUAUACACAUCCCUUAUCUCUAUGUUUUUAUCUUUUUUUUUUUUUUUUUCUUCUUCUUCGAUGACUCGCAAUCUAUUUAGCUGUUAUAUACACGCAUACAUAUUCAUAUAAACACAGAUAUAUUAUACACAUCGAUAUUCCCUUUUCUUUCUUUUACAAUUGAUCUGUAUAUAGCAUUUUUAUAAAUAAAUUUUCUUUUAUUUUCAAGAAAAAAAAAAAAAGACACUAU
Halteromyces radiatus is the source of this 1067-nucleotide messenger RNA. RefSeq lists its product as uncharacterized. The coding region runs from base 32 to 766 and encodes 244 amino acids. Lineage: Eukaryota; Fungi; Mucoromycota; Mucoromycetes; Mucorales; Cunninghamellaceae. The transcript is spliced from 2 exons. The record is from RefSeq and is a predicted model, not a curated record.